Armigeres subalbatus is the source of this 1441-nucleotide messenger RNA. RefSeq names its product guanine nucleotide-binding protein G(f) subunit alpha (gene Galphaf). Gene Ontology annotation, molecular function: G protein-coupled receptor binding; G-protein beta/gamma-subunit complex binding; GTPase activity. The coding region runs from base 236 to 1387 and encodes 383 amino acids. Gene Ontology annotation, biological process: adenylate cyclase-activating dopamine receptor signaling pathway; sensory perception of chemical stimulus. The transcript is spliced from 5 exons. NCBI's taxonomy places the organism in Eukaryota, Metazoa, Arthropoda, Insecta, Diptera, Culicidae. Gene Ontology annotation, cellular component: heterotrimeric G-protein complex. The record is from RefSeq and is a predicted model, not a curated record.
UCAAACAGUCCGCUACACAUUGUUCACGCGAUUACAGAACCAACUUUAAAAUAAAGUGAUAACGUCAUGUGCAGCACAUGUUCCUGAUAAAUAUCGAUCGGCAUUCUGUGGCCGCUAUUCUUUGAUAAAAGGCGUCUCUCGUAUGGUUUCCUCUCGCUGGUUCUUUGUUUUUCAUUCAACCUGUGGAGGUCAGAUUCUAAAGUCGUGCUGAGGCCGGAGGCUUGAGUCGGGAGCCAUGCUGUUGAAGGACUGCUUCCGCCGUCCUUCAGAGGAAAUUUUGCGGAAAAAGCAGCUGGAAAAAAGGCUCACACAAAUCAAUCAGAAGUUUGCAAAUUCGGUGAAAAUUUUGUUGUUGGGCGCUGGUGAAUCCGGAAAAACCACUAUUAUCAAGCAGAUGAAAAUAUUGCACGACCAGAAUGGAUUUAGCUUUGAUGAACGUUUGGAUAAGCUGCAUGAUAUUAUAGAAAACAUUCACGAAUCGAUCUAUGAAUUGAUUCAGCAAGCUAUUUUAAUGAAUCUGCAGUUCGACUCGAAAGAAAACUGCCAAUGUGCAAGGGAAAUUCUUAAGAUAGGAAAGCAGGCGCCAUGGUUCCUAAGCAUGGAAUACGUACAAAGGGUUCGAACGGUUUGGGCUGAUAGUGCUGUAAAAAAUUGCUACAAGCGUGCAAAUGAAUUUCAAUUGAUCGAUAGUGCAAAAUAUUUUUUGGACAGAAUUGAAAAAAUCUCAAUGCCAGGAUACAUUCCAACGAAUUCCGACAUUUUAAAUUGCCGUAAAACAACGACCGGAAUACAGGAAGUUAACUUCCACAUCAAAAUGCCAAAAUCGCUUGGGGGAGGCUCGCAGGAGUUUCGAAUGUUCGACGUUGGUGGUCAGCGCAGUCACCGGACCAAGUGGAUGCAGGUGUUCGAAGGUAUUGAAGCUGUGCUGUUCAUGAUCGCGUGUGGUAGUUUCGAUCAAACAUUACGAGAGGACCCUAAACAGAACCGGUUAGCGGAAGCGUUCGAGCUGUUCCGAGGCGUGUGGCAUAAUCGAUUUCUAGCGGAGACGGGCUUGAUUGUGUUUCUCAACAAGCAGGAUAUAUUGGAGCAAAAAAUUCUGGCGGGUAAAUCGAUAAAGCACUACUUUCCCGAAUACGAGCAUUACGUAGCCGCGGCGGACAGUGAGAAUUUGAGAGACGAAUUUACACGUACAAGGUGUUUCAUCAAGUCAGUCCUGGUGGACAUCACCAACGAAACCCCUCGAAGGACAUCACUUUUGGCGCGAAGGAAGCGGAGCUGCUAUUACCACUUCACAGUAGCAACGGACACCAACAAUGUGCGCAUGGUGUUCAACGACGUACACAACAUAAUACUGGCUCGGAACCUCCAGAAUUUAGGCAUUUUGUGAUAAUAUCCAUCUAAUUUAAACAUGCUAUUGAAAUCAACAUUAAAUAUAUUAAAA